AUGUCUGACUAUCCUGCACCUUACGGAAACAAUGGGAGCAGUGCACCCUACCCUCCUUCUUCGACAUCACCCUACCCGCCGCCAAGUGAAGGGUCUAAUCCAUAUCCACCCCCUGAAAAUAGCGGAGACCAGUCUAAGAGCUACCCUCCUUCCUAUCCAAGUCAAACUCCUUACCCACAACAGCUACGUUGUAUAUGUAUUAAUGAUUAA
This is a messenger RNA of Sphaeroforma arctica JP610, 210 nucleotides long. RefSeq lists its product as hypothetical. The transcript is spliced from 2 exons. The coding region runs from base 1 to 210 and encodes 69 amino acids. The record is from RefSeq and is a predicted model, not a curated record. NCBI's taxonomy places the organism in Eukaryota, Ichthyosporea, Ichthyophonida.